Penicillium cosmopolitanum is the source of this 180-nucleotide messenger RNA. RefSeq lists its product as uncharacterized. Lineage: Eukaryota; Fungi; Ascomycota; Eurotiomycetes; Eurotiales; Aspergillaceae. The transcript is spliced from 2 exons. Bases 1 to 180 code for a protein of 59 amino acids. The record is from RefSeq and is a predicted model, not a curated record.
AUGUUUAAAACAUACUUACGAUUCGAUUAUAUCAAAGUCGCAGUCCUGCAGAUUGAUCAAACUAAUCUUAACACUAAGUAUAUACUGGAUUCAAUGGCUGCUAGGCAGGAUAAUAGCCUGAUUCUGCUUUAUAUAUAUACUGUUCAGCGGGUUCUGAGAGAAAUACGAAUUAUACAGUAG